Molecule: messenger RNA, 366 nt
Organism: Dichomitus squalens LYAD-421 SS1
Lineage: Eukaryota; Fungi; Basidiomycota; Agaricomycetes; Polyporales; Polyporaceae
Exons: 1
Source: RefSeq, a predicted model, not a curated record
GACCCUGUCCCGGGCGAACCUGGCUGCGUCUUCAUCAAACCGCCGUUCACCGACUUCCCUGGGUCAGCCGAACAGAAGCCAAAGACCGGUCUCACGUACAACAUCCUUGCUGCCCAUCCUGACUGGUUCCUUGAUGUUAAAGACUUCGUUGGCCCCAACGCCGUCGUUUACCCAUCGCAGCUCGAGCCCCCUCGUGGCUGGUGCCCAACUAAGAAGAAGGAUGCGAAAGAUGGUUGGAAGGAAGGCGAGGAGCCCCGCCUCCGGUGCACUCUCUGUCGCAGGCAGUACGCAGGAGUGAACGCAAAAUCCAUGUGGAGACGACAUGUGUACGAGAAACAUGGGAUCCCGAUGGCCAACCGUCGCGAG